AUGGAAGAUAAAUUUUGGCCGGAAAUCAUAAACGACUUGAAAUUAUUACUCGAAACAAAGAGUAAUCAAGAUGUGGUUCUUGAUCCGGAGAAUGGGGUUGAGACGCUUAAUUUAUUGAUAACGUCAAAUGAAUUCGGAUUACAUAAAUUAUCGCAGCACCAAGAGAUUCUCAGAGCUCACAUGUUACCCGGAUCAGCCAAAACAGCACCGAAAUCAUUUAGAAACUAUUCAGAUGUUAAUUCCAUUGAAUCGGUUUCGACGACGGAACCAAUUCGUCGUCAAAGUCUGAUAAAAAUAGAUUCGACGAUAAUAACCACACAACAUGCCACAAAGUUCUCUACCGAAUGUUUCUUAUAUUCGUUUGCGGAUUAUAAUAAACUCGAAACCGGCACAAUCGGACGUGUAAAAUCUCAUGGUUGCUCCGUACGUUGUUAUAAAGAUUGGGGUCCCAUCUUUGGUAAUUAUGAAGGUGGUAACGACCUAGUCAUGAAACGCAAGACCGAAUGGAAAUCUAAACCUGUUUCUUACCCGAACAUCAAUAUUCCCAAAAAAUUCAAUUGUUCUGAUUAUGAAGUUUUUCAAGUUAAAAAAAAGGCUUAA
Funneliformis mosseae is the source of this 600-nucleotide messenger RNA. The record is from the annotation of a GenBank genome assembly. NCBI's taxonomy places the organism in Eukaryota, Fungi, Glomeromycota, Glomeromycetes, Glomerales, Glomeraceae.